AAAUCAAAACUCUAACAAAUAACCUAUUUCUAAACAAAAGUUUGACACUUUAGUUAGCUAGCUUUGCUUUACCCUCUACCCGUUAUCAUCUCCAGAAUAGAGAUUCGGUGGCUUAUUGGCAGACGUAUGUAAGCAUGUGUAUUUGAAAUACUAGGUGGAAAAAAGUUACGUCAUGUUCAGCAAAAGGACGUAAAGGGCACGCCCUUAUACUGGCGUUAUCCGUACUUUUCCCAUUCGUGAACAUUAGCUUGAUUUUUAAUUGUUAUUUGCGCUGUUUCUCCGAAACUCCUGGCCUAACGAAGAGCAGAAGAAACUGAGCCCAAACUCAAUAUUUGUACCUCGAUGUGAACGCGUAGCUCAGGUAGGAUAACGAAAAUACAAAGUGGAUGCUAAACAAGUUCAUUUGAAGAAAAAUAUGUUGUUUUCAGCUCUAUUAUGCAGCGUUGUUAUUGCCAUAUUGUCAACAGAUCCUGUCGGCGGUCAGGAGGAAAUUGCUGCUAUGGCUGAAACAGGGAAGUCCGUGAGCUGGUCUUGGCCUUCAGCAAUAAAGGACAAACUUAACCAAAAUAUAGAUCAAUUAAUUAACAGGCUUCAGCAAGACUCCCGAACGUCGAAAUUUUUUGAUUUCCUAUUUGAAAAUAGGACCGCGGUCUACCUUUCGACAACUUGUUUUAUCGUUGGUACGAGCCUUCUGAUAGUCAUCCUGAUAAUCUAUAAUCCAAUCCUCUCGCCCUUCACGGCAGAAAAACACAAACGGCGGUUUCGACUAGCGGAAAAGGGUCCUGAACUUGAAAGUCUGAUCACAAAAAAGCCAGAUACGGAACAGGCGUGCUCAGCUGGGGCAGGUGACACGAUUGCAACGCAGGAUGCUCACAAAGGCUCACAGGAACCAUCCAUCAAGGUAGAGGGACGUGGCGUGGACUGGGCGUCCGCAACAGCCAAGGCAGUACUGGAACAACCUCGACGCGGGUCAGACCCAUACGGGGGUAUCAUUGAACUGUGCAAGCAGAAAAUGCCCGCGCGUUUCGCAGACGUUUUGGAGCUUAAGCAUCCAGAAGAUUUGUACACGUUCAUUGGCCGGACAGCGGAUGGAGUGCUAUACCGAUUUCAAGCGACAAAUAUGAAUUUCAUCGUGAAAAUUUUUCCUGUAUUUAGUGAGUCGAUUGCUGAUAAGGAGCGACUCCUUCGCAGCUUGAUGUUCUUAAAUCGACUGCAUACCUCGCCGUCGAGGUUCUUGUGCAGGAACUUCGUCGAGAUCGAAGGCGCAGCGUUUGUGCAGGAUAAUUUCCCGUCAAGUUUGCUCAAUCUAGCAGCUGCUUCGCACACGAAAACCACCAGCGCCAAUCACACCGGCGACGCAACGACCCCCAGAGAUCCAUUUUACGUUUGCCGAAAUUAUCUGGUCGUCUCGAUGGAGCCUGCAGGCAUGCCUUUCAGUCGUUGCCUGAUAAAGAACGCCGCUCAAGCCAAAAGUAUUGUACAACAACUAUGCUUUACCUUGGCUGUCGGAGAGCGAUUUGCCGGCUACACAGUUCAUGUGGCUGACGUUGACAAGGUUUAUCUAAAGUCUACGGAGAAGGGCAAGAUCGAUUUUCGACUCGAUGGAAUCUCAGUAGCGGUCAGGCUGAUUGACGGGGUUAUUGCUAAACUAGGUGGAACAUCUUUCUCUCUCGGCAGUGCGUCACUCAACGAGAAUCAGCUAAUCGAAGCCGCUGAUCGUCGUAUACCGAGGACGUUUGACCGAAAUGUCGAGUUCCUUUCGAGAGUCGUCAGGUUAUUACUUGAACGGAUCCCGCGAGAUAUCGAUCCAAACACUAUUCGAGAUGAGCAGAAAAUCAUUUUCGAUCUCAAGGACAUUGAAAGUCACUUAAGAAACUUCGACUGCGUCUAUCGCUUCACAAUGUUUAAAUUUAUCCAGCCCAGACAGUCGCUCGCAGUGGUUAGCGUCAAUGGACCAAAACUCGCUCAUAAUUUCGGCGUUUAAUAAGGAACUCUAAUGAGCAUCUUCGAAUACGGGAAUACAGACCGUUUGUUUUUAAAAGGGACAAAAGCCUAGACCAUUACGAUAACACAAAAUAUAUUUACCUAUUACAAACCCGUUCUUUCUUCAUAUGGAGUAGCUGGUUAAGGUCAAACAAUGAGCUCGAGGUGAUAGCGUUGUUGGCUGGUAUAACCCUCAGAUUUGGCGACAAGGGAACAUUCUCCAAAUUCGAAUUAAAUUUCCGUACGCAAAUAUGUGGUAAGCACUCGUUUUUGCCUAAAGCAAAUGAAUGUAUUUUAUA
Messenger RNA from Varroa destructor (honeybee mite), 2282 nucleotides. RefSeq lists its product as uncharacterized. Gene Ontology annotation, biological process: mitotic cell cycle; intracellular signal transduction. The record is from RefSeq and is a predicted model, not a curated record. Gene Ontology annotation, molecular function: histone H3T3 kinase activity. Gene Ontology annotation, cellular component: cytoplasm; nucleus. NCBI's taxonomy places the organism in Eukaryota, Metazoa, Arthropoda, Arachnida, Mesostigmata, Varroidae.